AUGAUUCCUUAUUUCGAUGUCUCCCACCUGCCUUCGUCAGCCUCCUUCUACUCGGCCGUCCUACAACCCCUCGGCCUCCACUAUAUAUCCACAGACACGUUGACCGCCGCCGACGACUCCUCCAAAAGCAUCAUCACCACCAGUCCCAAGUGUGAGCUCGCCAGACUCCCUGUCGCCGUCAACUACGGUAUCCGUACAUCCACGUCCAGGUCUCCGCCAACCCCCGUCUUCCAGAUCCGUGAGGCCCGCAAUUCCAGCGAGCCCCUGAAGAAGUCCCGCGUUGUCUUCUCUGCCCCGUCCCCCACUACGGUCACCGACUUCCACUCCUUCACCCUGCGUGCCAACCCUGCUCUGCUUCUGACACUGCUGCCCGUCUUCCACUCGCAGACGCCGUCGCGCCCCGCUGCUCUCACCCAAAGUGGCGAUACCCACCGUGCCAUUGUCACCGACUUGGACGGUAACACCAUGGAAGUUGUAUAUCAACCCCCUCCCAACUACCCUCCUUCCUACGCUGGUUCGACCUUUCGAAAAACACAGUCUACUCAGAAAGAAGUCAGUCGUAUCCUUGACUGGAACUACGACGUCGCAGCAGCAUCAUCAUCUACAUCAUCUUCAUCGUCCUCCUCCCCUCCGCCGCGCUCAGUCUCGCGUUCCGUCGCCGGAUCCUCUGCCCCGUCCCGAAAAAUGUCCUCCCAAGCCGGUGGUGGUGGUGGUGCCUUUCCUGGCGAUCAACCCUACACCAUUCUCCGCCGCAGUGUGACAACGUCCGUUAUCGAGUCGCCUUCUGCCAACAAGGAUCUCAUUGCUGAUCCCGCCCACUCUGCCGCCCCGAGCAGCGCCCUGCAGACCGGCACCGUCGUCGGAAGCCUUCUGGGCGCCGCCGUCGGUGCCGCCGCCGGCGCCGCCAUCACGUACAGCAUGUUGCGGAAGGAACGUGCGCAAGCCCCGCGCCAGGAGUUCGAUGGCGACGUCGACGGCCACGGCCACGGCCCCGCUCCGCCUUUCCAGCGCCGUGCCACCUUCCCCGAACAAUAUCCGGAUCAGCACCCGGCCCCUCGUUAUGUCGAGGUAGAGAGAACCGUUGAAAAGAUUCGUUACCCGGAGGCAUACCCGGCCCUUCCCGACAGCCGCUCACAUCCUCAACACAUGGCCAAGCACAGCCAGGUUGGCGCCCGAAGUCGUGCUGUUGACGACUUGGAGGAUGACGGGCGAAGCCAAGCUUCCUCCCGUUACCAACUUGAGAGGGGCGCCAGCGUUCGUUCUCGCAGUCAAGCACCAGCUUCUAGAGCCCCGCCGCUGAUGCUCACUGACUACGAGCACCAGAGCAACGCCGGCUCAAGGUUCACCGUCGCCAAGUCGGCCGUGCCUCGGACCAUCGUCGACGAUGCUGGCACCUAUGUCUCGGCCCGGUCCCAGUCAACCGUCCGUCCGCCACCACCCACGGUUGAGACGAUUCUGGGUGCCAGAAGUAUCGCACCCAGCCGCGCGCCGACCCAUGCCCUGAGCAUGGCUCCAAGCAGAGCACCCACCAAAGCCCCGAGUAGGGCCCCGACAGCCGCCCCGAGCAGGGCCCCGACAGCUGCCCCGAGCAGGGCCCCGACUGUUGCCCAGAGCCGGGCUCCAACCGCCGCUCCAAGUCGGGCUCCCACCAAGGCGCCUACCAAGGCACCCACCAUGGUACCCGCCAGAGCUCCCACAGUCGUCAGGGCAGCUCAACAACAGCCGCACUAUGCGUAUCCGCCAGCCACGAGAGCACCGACCUAUAUGCCGGCGGCGCAUAACAAUCCUGUGCCCAGGAGCGGUGCUGGCAGUAGUCAUGCCAGAUGGGACGAUGAUGCCGUCAGCGUGGCCCCAAGUGAUAGCAUUAGCUGUAUUGGCAGUAGAACGAGCAGGCGCCAGUAUCAUUGA
Molecule: messenger RNA, 1908 nt
Organism: Colletotrichum karsti
Lineage: Eukaryota; Fungi; Ascomycota; Sordariomycetes; Glomerellales; Glomerellaceae
Exons: 1
Coding region: 1-1908 (635 amino acids)
Source: RefSeq, a predicted model, not a curated record